UCCCGCCCUAUCUAGUCUCGCGAGGAUGCUGCCAUUUCCAGAAAGCGAGUAUAUCGCUGGGCGGCUAUGGCAAAAUCGUUUGGUGGAUGAUCUAAUAUGGCUCAACCCCCUAGGGCGUACCUACUGGGAGCUGGACAACAACAGCGGCGCUUCCGCAAGGCCAGACACACCAAAACUUCCAAAUAAUUAUCGUAUUCAGGAUGAAUACGCCCCGAGCUGGUCGUGGGCCUCAAUGUCGGCUCCAGUAGCGUUCAGGAUUGAGGAUCUUAGCGAUGUCAUUCCCGAAUGGAGAGUCGCAGGGUAAGUUAGGCGUAUUCCUAUUACGACCAAUCUCUACGGGCCGGUAUCGAAAAGCUCGUCGCUCUACGUCGAGGGAUACGUAUUACCGGUUACGUUUUCCAGCGUAACGUCCACGAAGUCUACACUUGGCCAAAAUGGAAAUUACCAUGCGCCCAUGGAAGUUUGGGUCGUACGAGGAGACAAGGCAUUUCCUGGGAGGAACAAGACAUGGUUUGAUGCCGGGGCGGGUGGCCAAGAGUGGCGAGUUGAAGGCUGCGCAUAUUAUGAAUUGCAAUUGGGCGUCGAAAAGCCGACGAGAUUCCUUUGGCGCUUAUUCUGAGAGAGAGAGGGUCGGUGGAUGGAGAAGUAUAUACGAGGAUUGGCAUUGUCAGUUUGGAAAAUUGGAAAGGCCAUGGUGGAAUAUCGGAGCACAGCAACGUGCGAUAACAAUAUUCUAGCAUUAGUUGGCACUUAUUUUCUUCUUUUCUCGCGCGGUAGAUAGCUGCCUAGAUCUACGCAUUUAAAUCUAAGUAGAUGCGAGGCCUCACGAAAUAUUUCCUUGGAAUGAUAUUUAUGAGGAUGGUAUGCCCGAGUUGGG
Pseudogymnoascus destructans is the source of this 877-nucleotide messenger RNA. RefSeq lists its product as uncharacterized. NCBI's taxonomy places the organism in Eukaryota, Fungi, Ascomycota, Leotiomycetes, Thelebolales, Thelebolaceae. The coding region runs from base 435 to 737 and encodes 100 amino acids. The transcript has a single exon. The record is from RefSeq and is a predicted model, not a curated record.